CCUCUCUUACUGACUCUUGUUGUUCAGCACCUCUACGCAUUUGUGGCCGUAGUAUCUGAGCAAUUUUUUUAGAACCUUUUCAAAAGUUCACUUCACAACACCGUCACCAUGGGUAAGGAAGAGCGUUCUCACAUCAACAUCGUCGUUAUCGGCCACGUCGAUUCCGGCAAGUCCACCACUACCGGUCACUUGAUCUACAAGUGCGGUGGUAUCGACCAGCGUACCAUCGAGAAGUUCGAGAAGGAAGCCGCUGAGCUCGGUAAGGGUUCUUUCAAGUACGCUUGGGUUCUUGACAAGCUCAAGUCCGAGCGUGAGCGUGGUAUCACCAUCGAUAUCGCUCUCUGGAAGUUCCAGACUGCCAAGUAUGAGGUUACCGUCAUUGAUGCCCCCGGUCACCGUGACUUCAUCAAGAACAUGAUCACUGGUACCUCCCAGGCCGAUUGCGCUAUCCUCAUCAUUGCCUCCGGUACUGGUGAAUUCGAGGCUGGUAUCUCCAAGGAUGGCCAGACCCGUGAGCACGCUCUGCUCGCUUUCACCCUCGGUGUCCGUCAGCUCAUUGUUGCCCUCAACAAGAUGGACACCUGCAAGUGGUCCGAGGACCGUUACAACGAGAUCGUCAAGGAGACCUCCAACUUCAUCAAGAAGGUCGGCUACAACCCCAAGGCCGUUCCCUUCGUCCCCAUCUCCGGUUUCAACGGUGACAACAUGCUCGAGGUUUCCUCCAACUGCCCCUGGUACAAGGGUUGGGAGAAGGAGACCAAGGCUGGCAAGGCCACCGGUAAGACCCUUCUCGAGGCCAUCGACGCCAUUGAGCCUCCCGUCCGUCCCUCCAACAAGCCCCUCCGUCUUCCUCUCCAGGAUGUCUACAAGAUCUCCGGUAUUGGAACUGUGCCCGUUGGUCGUGUCGAGACUGGUGUCAUCACCCCUGGUAUGGUCGUGACCUUCGCUCCCGCCAACGUCACCACUGAAGUCAAGUCCGUUGAGAUGCACCACCAGCAGCUCAAGGAGGGUGUCCCCGGUGACAACGUUGGUUUCAACGUCAAGAACGUUUCCGUCAAGGAGGUUCGCCGUGGUAACGUUGCCGGUGACUCCAAGAACGACCCCCCUGCCGGUGCCGCCAGCUUCACUGCUCAGGUCAUCGUCCUCAACCACCCCGGUCAGGUCGGCGCUGGUUACGCUCCCGUCCUCGACUGCCACACCGCUCACAUUGCUUGCAAGUUCGCUGAGCUCCUUGAGAAGAUUGACCGCCGUACCGGUAAGGCCAUCGAGCAGAACCCCAAGUUCAUCAAGUCCGGUGAUGCCGCUAUCGUCAAGAUGAUCCCCUCCAAGCCCAUGUGUGUUGAGUCCUUCACUGAGUACCCUCCCCUUGGUCGUUUCGCCGUCCGUGACAUGCGCCAGACCGUUGCCGUCGGUGUCAUCAAGGCCGUCGACAAGUCCGCUGGUGGUGCCGGUAAGGUCACCAAGGCUGCCCAGAAGGCCGUUGAUCCUACAAAACUUGAAUCAUGA
Molecule: messenger RNA, 1506 nt
Organism: Aspergillus aculeatinus CBS 121060
Lineage: Eukaryota; Fungi; Ascomycota; Eurotiomycetes; Eurotiales; Aspergillaceae
Product: elongation factor 1-alpha
Exons: 4
Coding region: 109-1506 (465 amino acids)
Biological process (GO): translation; translational elongation
Molecular function (GO): GTPase activity; translation elongation factor activity; GTP binding
Source: RefSeq, a predicted model, not a curated record